Molecule: messenger RNA, 1460 nt
Organism: Lobosporangium transversale
Lineage: Eukaryota; Fungi; Mortierellomycota; Mortierellomycetes; Mortierellales; Mortierellaceae
Product: Thiolase, N-terminal domain-domain-containing protein
Exons: 5
Coding region: 120-1370 (416 amino acids)
Biological process (GO): fatty acid beta-oxidation; phenylacetate catabolic process
Cellular component (GO): peroxisome
Molecular function (GO): acetyl-CoA C-acyltransferase activity
Source: RefSeq, a predicted model, not a curated record
UUGCUUUCUUUGCUUUCUUUGCACCACUGCAUUCACACAUUCACACAUCACUCAUCUUAUUCUCUUUGUUUUAUUCUCACUCUCACUCUCACUCUCAGACUCUUUCUCUUUCAAACAUCAUGGCCAAUCGCUUAGCUCAGAUCGGAUCUCACCUCUUGCCUUCAUCACCCUCGAUCCAUACAAAGAUCGGUACCAAGUCUCCUGAUGACGUUGUUGUCGUCGAUGCAGUACGCACACCCAUGGCACGCGGAAAGAAGGGUGGAUUCAAGGACACUGUCCCUGAGGAUCUUUUGGCAGCAGUUUUGAUUGCUAUCAAGGAUCGUACCAAGAUCGACCCUACAUUAGUAGAUGAUAUCUGUGUGGGAACAGUGUUACAACCAGCUGGAGGGGCCACAGUCUCGAGAAUGGCAGCUCUUUAUGCUGGAUAUCCUGAAAAGACUUCCAUUUACACAACGAACCGACAGUGCUCCUCAGGUUUACAGGCUGUUGUGAAUAUUGCGACUCAUAUUCAGGCAGGACUCAUUGACAUUGGUAUCGGCGCUGGUGUUGAGUCCAUGACGAUGGGUUAUGGUCCCUCUGCCAUGCCUAGUCAGACGUCCGAGAAGAUCCCUCAGGCUAGCAAGGCUGCCGAGGAGUGUAACCUUCCUAUGGGAAUCACAUCCGAGAACGUUGCUAAAGAUUAUGGAGUCGAUCGCAAACGCCAGGAUGCAUUUUCUGCUACAUCAUACCAGAAGGCCGCUUUGGCCCAACGCCAAGGCAAAUUCGAUAGUGAGAUCGUCCCGGUUAAGACAACGAUUGUGGAUGAAAAGACGGGAGAGACAAAAGAGAUUGUCGUUUCCAAGGAUGAAGGCAUCCGUGACGGCGUCACUGAAGAGUCUCUUUCGAAGCUCAAGCCAGCUUUUGGAGGUUGCACCACUGCUGGUAAUGCAUCCCAGGUCUCAGAUGGAGCAGCGGCUGUCUUGUUGAUGAAGCGAAAGACAGCUCAGAAACUUGGCUUGCCUAUUAGGGCCAAAUAUGUUGCUUCUGCUGUCGUAGGUUGUCCUCCCAGGAUCAUGGGCGUUGGUCCCUUGUAUGCUAUCCCUGCUGCGUGUAAGAAGGCUGGAAUCGAGAUCAAAGAUGUAGAUGUUUUUGAAUUGAAUGAGGCAUUCGCGUCUCAGGCGGUCUAUGUGAUCGAUGAGUUGGGAUUAGACAAGAUAAAGGUUAACCCUCUGGGCGGAGCCAUUGCCAUGGGUCAUCCUUUGGGAUGCACUGGGGCUCGUCAAAUUGCCACAUUGAUUCCUGAACUAGAGCGUCAGGACAAGAAAAUUGGACUGACCACAAUGUGUAUCGGCACAGGCAUGGGAAUGGCUGCUGUCUGGGAACGCGAGUAAAAAAAAUUUUUUUUUUGCUGCCUUAAGGAUCCAACAAUUUCCUUCAUGGGCUUCAAAGUGUGUUAUUUGCAAUAAAAAUGCAUCCUCAAU